AUGGACACCACGCUUAUGAAGCUAUUGUGCAUAUUAUAUUCAACAUUUUUUCGCACAUGUAGUAUUUCUGCUACACCUACUUCAACAACACCAUUGAUCAGAUAUGAUGGUCAGAUUGCGUUUCGAUAUGAUUAUGACUACACUAAUAUAUGGGACGACAUUGCGCGGUGUAUUGAAAACGUAACAACCGAUAAGGCUAUAGUCGAUAAUACAUCUAUUAUGGUCGAUAGGGCAGGUACUAUAGUCGAUAGGGGAUAUACUAUAUGGCUAGAUUCAGGGGGUAACACAUAUAGUGAUAUUGACGACAUAAUAGUGUCAAACAUCACAGAUUGUAUGCGUCGUAACUGUAACAUAACCAACAUAUCUAUCUCGUGCCAUAAUCCCUUUGCAUUAUCAGCCAAUACUGACGAAGAAUAUGAAGAUCAUUUCGCGUAUUACGGGCGUGGCUAUCCCAUAGAUUAUGACAGAGAUUAUGAAAGUAUCGGUGAGCCAACGGAUUCGGGUACGGAUCAGAGUACUCUAGUUCGCAGAGGAAAUGGGAACUGGCCGGACAAGAUAUUACCCGAUCAACAAUUACAUUGGGACUACAACGUUAUUGGGAGAUUAUACAUGUUGGAACAAGUAGGUUCAUCAUUAUUCACAUAA
Saccharomyces kudriavzevii IFO 1802 is the source of this 645-nucleotide messenger RNA. RefSeq lists its product as uncharacterized. The coding region runs from base 1 to 645 and encodes 214 amino acids. NCBI's taxonomy places the organism in Eukaryota, Fungi, Ascomycota, Saccharomycetes, Saccharomycetales, Saccharomycetaceae. The record is from RefSeq and is a predicted model, not a curated record. The transcript has a single exon.